GUCGACCAUCUUCCGUCAGGGCAAGACGGUGCUUGCGCUCUUCGAAGCAUUGGCAUCUGCGGAGGGCAGGGUGCAGUGGACCGACUUCCAAUCCCUGUUCCUGCAGCUGGAGCCAUCUUUAUCUGCCAGCGACCUGGAAUCCCUGUGGAAAGACUUCGACAAGGACGGCGAUGGUAGCAUCACCAAAGAAGAGUUCUUCGCCGCCAUGGAACCCUCAGUGCGACUGGUGGUGGCCAAACAGGCCGAGGUCAUCGCACGGAUGGCGUUGGCGCUGCAGCGGCAGAACCAGAACGUGGAUCAGCUCUUUAAUGCCUUAGCCACGGAACAGGGCGUGGUGUCCUGGCCGGACUUCCGCUCUCUCUUCCAGCAGUGGGAGCCAUCCCUCGGAGAAGAUGAUUUGCAGGGUCUCUGGCGUAGCUUUGACAAGGACGGUGAUGGAAGUGUCACAAGGGAAGAGUUUGUUAGCGCUUUGGCUCCUGCUACUCAAGCUGCUGCUGCCCACACCGAAGACGUUUGCAAACGCGUUGCGUCCAUGCUCUUCCAAAACGGUCGCACCGUGACGCAGCUCUUCGACGCCUUGUCUGCUGGCCAGGAGCAGGUGGCUUUCGAGGACUUCCGGAGCCUCUUUCAGCAACUUGAGCCUUCCUUGACCCUGCCAGAUUUGCAAGCUCUUUGGCGCUGCUUUGACAAGGACGGUGACGGCGGAGUGACACGCCAAGAGUUUUUGAAAGCCAUGGCGCCCUCCGCCAAGCUGGUGGUGCAGAAGGUGACGGACGUCUGCGGCCAAGUGACGCAGUUGCUGCAGCAACAAGGCAAGUCGGUGGAGCAGCUGUUCGACGCCCUGGCGGAAAAUCAGGUGGUUCGCUGGGAGGCCUUUUGCGCCUUUUUCCAGGGAGUAUCGUCAUCACUAUCCGAGCCUGAUUUGCAUGGCCUUUGGCACAGCUUUGAUAAGGACGGCGAUGGCACAGUGUCCAGGGAGGAGUUCGUUCAAGCUCUAGGUUUUGCAGCCCCUGCGGCCCCAGCUGUCCCCAGCGGCGCCUCGGAGCUCACCGAUGCACUGUGGCAGGCCAUAGCAGAGGUGGCUACAUUGCGUGCAGCUGCGGUUGGGCCCCGCGGGAGUGCGGCGCUCCAAGACGCCAUCCGCCAGCAGCUGGCGGCCUUUGAUAUCACGCGGACGGGAUUCUUGGACCCCAGCACCUUCAGUAAGGCCAUGCGCUCCUACAGUCCGGCCUUGCCAGAUCCCGUGGUGGAGGUGCUUCGAGGACAGGUAUGUCAAGCAGAUGGGAAGGUGCAGAUUGAUCAGUUGGUCACGAAAAUCCUGCAGCCGCCAGAGCCGCCCGCCCCUCGUGCAAGUCCAGCUCCUCCGAAGCCACCCUCUGAGGCUGGCGGCCCCUUGUGGAGCGCAUUGCGCAGGAUUCGGCCGGCCCUGCACGAGCGGAGUUUACGCUUGCCCACGGUCUUCCAGCGUGCAGCUGCACUGAUUGCUGUACUGCUGGGUCUCCAUUCCUUGAGCUUCAUCCCGCAGGUGAGCUCCAGAAAUGCCCUGAAUGGCCUGGCCACGUGGUUCACGGCCUUUGGAGCGCUUCCAAGCAUGGCGGUGACUGAGGGGUUUGAGGACUACAACAAGAUCGCCGUAAAAAAGGCCAAGGAGAUCCCUGCCCCCGGCGACGCGGCGGGGGACGGGCCGUCUGAGGCAGCCAGUGUCAUAGGCGGCGCGGGGCUGAUCAUUGUGCUUGCACUCUUCGUUUUUGGGGUGGGACUGGUGGCGGGAAAACGCGAUCCGAACACGCGUGAUGGCAAGCAGAUUUAG
Molecule: messenger RNA, 1810 nt
Organism: Cladocopium goreaui
Lineage: Eukaryota; Dinophyceae; Suessiales; Symbiodiniaceae
Source: the annotation of a GenBank genome assembly